AUGAUGAUGCUUUCGAACUCACGCGUACUCGUGAACAACGGCACGACCAAAAUAUCAUCCGUCAAAGCGAAGAAGAGCACUGCUAAGAAGACGAAAGUCGCGUGCAAAGCCUCAAAAUCCGAUGAAGACGACAAAUCAAGCAUGACUGAUUCAAACGGAAUGAAAAACGCAGCGUUAGUAGCGGCGACGAUUGCGACGCUUGGUUCUUCGGGAAUGAGUGGUGUUGCGAAUGCCGCGGAUUCAGCGGGUUUUGAUUUGGAAGCCAUGUACGCGUCGAAAGGGCAAACGGCGAAAGUGAAGUCUCGAUUCGAAGGGACGGAGACGGCGAAGUUGGUCGAACAACCGGCGGUGAAAUCGGCACCGGCGUUACCCGCGGCGAAACCGAGGAAAGAAGCUCCCGCGAAGAAGAAGGUGAAGGCGGAAAAACCGGCGCCGAAGGUGAAGGCGGCAGCCCCGGCGGUUUCGGCGCCGAAACCGACGCCGGCGCCGGCGCCGAAACCGGCGCCAACGCCUGCACCCGCACCGGCCGCGCCGAAACCGAAGGCGGCCAUGGACGAUUCCCCGAUCAACUGGUCUGAGAUGAUGAACUCGACGACGCCGUCUAAGCCAAAGGCGGAAAAACCGAAGAAGGAGAAAGCUCCGAAGAAGGAGAAAGCUGCCGCCGAUUCGUCUUCCUCCGAAGGCUCUCGAUUCUUGUUGCCGGGCACCAAGGCGAACUUUUCGAACAUGCCGGCGCCCGCCCCGAAGAAGGAGAAAGCCCCGAGACCAGUGCAGCCGAAACCAACGUAUGAGUUCACUCGAUCUGGCCCUGGGGAAGCGGAAGGCUUCCAAAGAAGAAGCGCGGAGAACAAAUCCACCGCGAACGGCGAUAACGAAAUCGUCACGUUCAUCGCGUCUGUUUUGUCCGCCGCGUUUAUCGUCAAGAUUACGGAAAACAAGGACAACAAGCCGAAGUUGCCGGCGGCGGCACCGAGAGCGGCGAAGAAGAGUGCCGCUGGUGUUGGUAAAGGUGGUGGUGCUGACGAAGCGCAGAAGUGGAUUGACGCGUGGAAAUCCUCUUCUGGAGGCGGUUCGGGAGACCCGGCGCAAGACGCGCAGAAGUGGAUCGACGCGUGGAAGGCUAAGCAAUAA
Bathycoccus prasinos is the source of this 1131-nucleotide messenger RNA. RefSeq lists its product with no specific name. Bases 1 to 1131 code for a protein of 376 amino acids. The transcript has 2 exons. Lineage: Eukaryota; Viridiplantae; Chlorophyta; Mamiellophyceae; Mamiellales; Bathycoccaceae. The record is from RefSeq and is a predicted model, not a curated record.